This is a messenger RNA of Momordica charantia (bitter melon), 2327 nucleotides long. Its product is annotated as transcriptional regulator of RNA polII, SAGA, subunit. The record is from RefSeq and is a predicted model, not a curated record. Gene Ontology annotation, molecular function: transcription coactivator activity. Gene Ontology annotation, biological process: regulation of transcription by RNA polymerase II. Gene Ontology annotation, cellular component: SAGA complex. NCBI's taxonomy places the organism in Eukaryota, Viridiplantae, Streptophyta, Magnoliopsida, Cucurbitales, Cucurbitaceae.
AAAAUUGGGAAAAUAGAAAAAAGGAAAAAAAAGAAAGGAAAAGAAAAGACCGAGAGAGGCAAGAAGGCGAAGAUUGGGACCCCACCCAGAGGCAGUGACUGAAGUUUGGUUUUUGGCUGCAAAUUUCAAUUUCUUCCCAACUUUUUUUCGUUGAGGUCAGAGCUUCAAACAAUCUCUAAACCCCUUCAAUGUUUGGAUUCUUCUAAGCUUCGUGUUUCUGCUUCAUUGCGCCAUCGUUUUCUUCUUCAUUCUUCCCCCAACUUCGCUUUCUCUUCCUCCACCUCACUGAUCUCCAUCAUUCUACUUCCAAUUCCCUACUUUGAACUUCACAGCUCGCUAAUUCCGCCUAACAGACGAGGGUUUUCUCUUAUUGCUGCUCUGCUGCAAUUCGCCGUUCAAGGCUUCUAUAAAACCCUUGGUUGGUGCUCCUACUAUUUAUUCUCAAAUGAUUUGUCCUGAAUGACGUGGAAGUAUAAAUUCUGGGGGAUUUUGAAUUGGUACACUACCACAAUUCAGCUUCAAUUCGAGUAACUGGGGUUUGGAGCUACAGUUUACAGUGUAUGAACCGGCCUCUGGAGAAAUGCAACCUCAGCACAGCUCCAGAAUUGAUUUAGGCGACUUGAAAGCUCAGAUAGUUAAAAAACUUGGAAAUGACAAGUCAAAGCGCUACUUCUUCUACUUGAAUAGAUUCUUGGGUCAGAAGCUGGGCAAGGUUGAAUUUGAUAAGUUGUGCGUCCGUGUGCUUGGAAGGGAAAAUAUUCAGCUCCACAAUCAAUUAAUAAGGUCAAUUUUGAAGAAUGCAUGUGUAGCCAAGACCCCACCACCAAUAAAUGUGUCAGGACAUGCCCAAUCUGUGCUACAAGCUUCAAACAAUUCUCCUUGCAGGGAAGAUGGUCCUGAACAAACUGGAUCUGCUUUUCCAAAUCAGAAUCAGACUGUACCAAUUUGGUCAAAUGGAGUUCUGCCAGCAUCCCCACGGAAGGGUAGGUCUCUCUUGCGUGAUCGAAAGUUUAGGGAUAGGCCAAGUCCACUUGGACCAAACGGAAAGGUCACAUGUCUUUCAUAUCCAUCAACUGGUACCGAAGAUAGUGGCAGCAAAGUUAUUACAGAGAAUGGUAACGUAACCUUGUGUGACUAUCAGAGACCAGUACAGCAUCUCCAAGCAGUAGCCGAGCUACCUGAGAAUGACAUAGAGGGAGCAGUUCAGCGGCCAUCAGAAAAACCAAGGAUACAUCCAACAGAAGCAGCUAUUCUUGAAGAUGGAGAAGAGGUGGAACAGUCGGAUCCCUUAAGCUUCCUGAGAGGUCCUCUGCUUCCACCUCUUGGCAUUCCAUUUUGUUCGGCUAGUGUAGGUGGGGCACGCAGAGCCUUACCAAUUGGCAAUAGUGGUGAUUUUUCAAGUUGUUAUGACAGUAUUGGACUGUCUGAUACAGAGACAGUGAGAAAGCGCAUGGAGCAAAUUGCAACUGCACAAGGGCUUGAAGGCGUCUCCAUGGAAUGUUCUAACAUCCUGAAUAGUACUCUGGAUUUGUACCUGAAGCAAUUGAUAAAGUCUUGCCUUGAGUUAGUGAGAUCAAGGUCUACACUUGAGCAUACGGGCCACCCAAUACAGAAGCAACAGAAUCAAGGGAAGGUAAUAAAUGGUAUGUGGCCUAGUAACCACCUACGUGUACAGAAUAGCAGCAAUGGACGACCCGAAGUUUUGCAGGAAAAGAGUUUAGACUGCUCAGUGUCAUUGCUUGAUUUCAAAGUUGCUAUGGAGCUCAAUCCGAAGCAGCUUGGGGAAGAUUGGCCUUUGCUGUUGGAGAAAAUUUGUAUGCGUACCUUUGAGGAAUAAGCAAUUGGAAAGGUUUCUUAGUCCUGCAGCCAUCCUUUUUGGCUAGUCUGUUCUGAUCCAAAGGGCUAUAAAGUUUACCUGGGGGGUAUCUCCCCAUUCUGCCCUUCUUUCUGGGGUACACUUGAUUGCUCCCAAUGGGUUCAGGCUCCAAGUUUCCAAGCUAGAAUACUGUAACACUAUUGCCUGUUCCACUGAAGAAGUUAAAUUAAUUCAGUUAAGCAAGGAAAGCUUUCAGCCAGAAUGCCCAUAAAAGGUUGUUCUGUUGCAUUUUUAGCAUUCAUGUUGGCCCCCAUUUGCCACUACCAUGUAACUUAGCCUUUUCAUGUAACUUAUUUUUGAGAGAAUCAAAAAAGUUUUGCAGGGAUACUGUUAUUUAGUUUGGUGAAAGGUGAAUCACCUGGGUGAGAACUUCGGGUGCUCUGUAUGUAUCUUUAGAAUCUGAGAAUUUAUUGGAAUUUCAAUAUCAAUAACAAAUUAACAUCCAUUUCAA